AUGGACGGCAAGCCCUUGCUGCAGGACCGGCCGCCGCCCUACAGCCCCUACGGGCCGGUGGGCAACUACCCAGCCCAUACCUACGGGGCCAUCCCGCCGGCGCCGCCCUACCCGUUCCCCGCCGCGGGGACCGGACCAGGAUACACAGCUCCUGCUGCUGCUUCACAGCCACAUAACUAUCCCAAUACUACGUAUACAAUAAUCCAGCAGCCCGCUUCCACCACAUCUGUCAUUGUUGUUGGUGGCUGCCCAGCUUGCAGAGUCGGCGUCCUGGAAGACACUUUUACCUGCCUUGGCAUUCUCUGCGCCAUCUUUUUUUUCCCCGUCGGGAUUAUCUUUUGCCUCGCCUUGAGACAACGAACGUGUCCUAACUGCGGGGCCACGUUUGGUUAAGGGAUCAGCCCCCCCCUCCC
This is a messenger RNA of Protobothrops mucrosquamatus (brown spotted pit viper), 413 nucleotides long. RefSeq names its product brain protein I3 (gene BRI3). The record is from RefSeq and is a predicted model, not a curated record. The transcript is spliced from 3 exons. The coding region runs from base 1 to 393 and encodes 130 amino acids. NCBI's taxonomy places the organism in Eukaryota, Metazoa, Chordata, Lepidosauria, Squamata, Viperidae.